Messenger RNA from Chironomus riparius, 1091 nucleotides. Lineage: Eukaryota; Metazoa; Arthropoda; Insecta; Diptera; Chironomidae. The record is from the annotation of a GenBank genome assembly.
AUUUUUUCAUAUUAAAAUAAUUGUAAGGUUUAAAAAGCUGCAGUUGAUUUUUGGGAAUCAAACGGUUUAGGUUCUGAUUUUUUAAAAAGGGUUUUUAAGCCAAGCAAGAGUUUUUUUAAAAAUAAUUUGAAUUAUUUUUGAUUUUUGAAAUACAAAAGUCGACAUGAAAAUCCAACUUUACAUCACUUUUUUGCUGAUUAUCAUCACGACCUUCUCAGCAACAUCAGCUGUAGACAUUCCAUGUGAAUGCACAAUCUCAAACCUUCCAUUUCUCUACUUUAAAUUUGUAAAAACAUGCACAGUCAAGUCAAAAUUUGAAGUCACAAAAGCAGACACAACAAUUGUAUCACUCAACGGUAAAAAGCCAACAGAUGAACCAAACAAGGAUGUCAGUUUCUUUUAUGUCUUUGCCAAGACUAUGCAUUUCAUCCCAAAAGGAUUAGAUCAGCUUUUUGCUAAUUUAACAGGAUUAAGAUUCGAGUUGACAAAGUUGAGACACGUGACCAAGGAGAACUUGGCGCCAUUUCCAGAACUUUUGAUGUUUUCAAGUGUCAGCAAUCAGAUUCAGUUUGUGGAAAAAGAUUUAUUCAUCAAUAAUCCAAAAUUAAAGUUCGUCAGCUUUAGAUCAAAUAAGAUCACAUACUUUGAUCCUCAAGUAUUUGAUGUUAUUCGACCAAAUUUAGCUCAAUUGUAUAUUGAUGGAACUGCAAUCACAUGUGGGUUCCCACAAGCUACAUCAAACGCUGCAGUUGGAAAGGUUCUUGAUAAAUUGAAGGAGUCACCUUGUGGAGAUAUUGAAAAUGCUCCGCCAUUGUAUCAGUUCUGGUUAAAGGCACAAGAAGGAUCCGAAAAUAAUGAGUCAGAAUGUGAAACUGAAAUAGCAGACAAAGAGGCUGAAUGUUCAGCACAAAUUGAAAGUUUGCAAGAAGAAAAUGACAAGAUUUUAGGUUGUCUUUUGAACCCUGAUCCAGCCACAUGCCCCACUUUGGAUCAAGUUCGCAAUUCGUUAAGAAAAUUUUAAGUUUUUCAUAACUUUUGUCACAGAUUGCAUCAAAUAAAUUCUAAGUUUGACUUUUGGAUUUAGAAAUAAA